AUGUUGAUGGUCGAGAAGCAGUGGAUUCUUGUACAGCAGAAGACAUUCACCAAAUGGCUCAAUAAUAAGUUGAAGGCCAGGAAUCUGGCCAUCAACGACCUGAGACAGGAUUUAUCCGAUGGAGUCAAUCUUAUCCAUCUACUGGAAAUCCUCGGAGACGAAUCCCUUGGUCGAUAUGCCUCCAAACCAAAGCUCCGUGUACAGAAAUUCGAAAAUGUCAACAAAGGACUCGACUUUAUCAAACUACGCGGAAUACAAAUGACCAACAUCGGUGCUGAGGAUAUCGUCGACGGAAACCAAAAGAUCAUUCUCGGCUUAAUAUGGACUCUUAUUUCAAAAUUCACCAUCAGCGAUAUUAGUUCAGAGGGCAUGUCCGCCAAGGAAGGAUUGUUGUUAUGGUGUCAACGCAAAACGGCUUGUUACCCCGAAGUCGAGGUUCGAGAUUUUUCGGCGAGUUGGAAUGAUGGACUGGCUUUUUGUGCGUUGCUGGAUAUUCACCGACCUGAUUUGAUUGAUUUUGAUUCCUUGGAUAAAAAUGAUCACCGAGGCAAUAUGCAACUGGCCUUUGAUAUUGCUGCCAAUGAGAUUGGUAUCCCGGAUUUGCUCGAUGUUGAGGAUGUGUGCGAUGUGGAUAAACCGGAUGAGCGGUCCUUGAUGACGUACAUUGCAUAUUGGUUCCAUGCCUUUUCGCAGUUGGAAAAGGUCGAAAAUGCCGGGCGACGAGUUGAGAAGUUUGUGAGCAAUAUGCAAGGUGCCUGGGAAAUGCAGUCUUCGUAUGAGAAACGGAUGAAGGAACUCUUAGCUCAGAUUGCGAACCAAAGAUCUGAAUGGCAGGGAGCGUCUUUUGAGGGUACAUAUACUGAUGCAAAGGUGCAGCUUGCUGAGUUUUCGCAUUAUAAGAGAAAUCAGAAACGGAAAUGGGUAGCAGAAAAGUCCGAUCUUGCUGCGUUAUUGGGAAAUAUCAAGACCAAGCUCAGCACGUACCGUCUACGGCCCUAUGAACCUCCCGCGGACUUGGCUCUCGACAAAUGUGAUCGAGACUGGGAGGAGUUAAUGAAAGAGGAGCACGAACGCAGUCAACUCAUCAAUGAGGCCAUCAGGGAUAUCAAGAACAAGUUGCGCCGCUCUUUUGCCGACAAGGCCAAUGAUUUUGCGCUUACUCUGAAGACAUUGACUCUUGCGAUCUCGGGUCUCGAAGGCGAUGUUGAAGACCAAUUGACUCAUGUCAAGCGUUUGAAUGAUAAUCUACCGCCUCUUGACGCAUUCUUGGAGACUAUUGCAGAUCUAGAAGAACAGUGUGCCGAAGCGAACAUUGAUGAGAACGAUUACACGACGUAUACGCUGGACGAGUUGUCUUACGAGCUGGGACUGGUCAAGUCAAGCGUGGCCAAAAAGCUUGCAUUCUUAGAGAAUCAAAUGGUGGCACGGAACAUGACCAAUCUCACCCCAAUACAAUUGGAAGAAUUUGAGUCUGUGUUUCGACAUUUCGAUCGCGAUGGAUCUAACACUCUACAAGAAAUCGAGUUUUCGGCAGCUUUGGCUAGUUUGGGUCUUGUCUAUGAUGAAGAGGAGAUGCAUGAAGUGUUUUUAGAAACUUGUGGCCGCAACUCUACAGUCAGCUUCGAGCAGUUUAUUCGGUUCAUGGUUAGUGUGACGGAAGAUCAGAACACUGCAGAACAGGUGUUCCAGAGUUUUCGUGAAGUGGCCGAUGGAAAGCCAUACGUUACAGAACUCGAUCUCCGACACUCUCUUAUCCCCGACGAACUUAUCGAUAAUCUUCUCGAGUCUAUGCCCAAGCACGAAGGUCCCGAUCUUCUAGAAGACAGGGACUUACCGAAAUACGAUUAUAUCACAUUUAUGGAAAAGAUGAUGGACAACCAAGGAACGUCAGAAGAUAACAAACGUGCGAUCAAUGGUGGUCAUUGA
Molecule: messenger RNA, 1926 nt
Organism: Talaromyces marneffei
Lineage: Eukaryota; Fungi; Ascomycota; Eurotiomycetes; Eurotiales; Trichocomaceae
Exons: 4
Coding region: 1-1926 (641 amino acids)
Biological process (GO): actin cytoskeleton organization; actin filament bundle assembly
Cellular component (GO): cell junction; cell projection; plasma membrane
Molecular function (GO): calcium ion binding; actin lateral binding
Source: RefSeq, a predicted model, not a curated record